Daphnia pulicaria is the source of this 606-nucleotide messenger RNA. RefSeq names its product HIG1 domain family member 1A, mitochondrial-like. The coding region runs from base 53 to 358 and encodes 101 amino acids. NCBI's taxonomy places the organism in Eukaryota, Metazoa, Arthropoda, Branchiopoda, Diplostraca, Daphniidae. Gene Ontology annotation, cellular component: mitochondrion. The record is from RefSeq and is a predicted model, not a curated record. Gene Ontology annotation, biological process: mitochondrial respirasome assembly. The transcript has 2 exons.
CUUUGACUUCCGAACAAUAGACUCAACGUGAUCGUACCACUAGUUCACUACCAUGGCUGUAGAGCGAUCUUUACCUCAUGUUGACUUGUCUGAAGAAUCACAAUCUGAAAGGUUUGCAAGAAAAGCUAAAGAGGCACCUUACGUUCCCAUAGGUUUGGCAGGUUGUAUUGGAGCAGUUCUUUAUGGAGCAUACCAAUUCAGAAACAAGGGUGAGAUGUCUACAUCGGUUUACUUGAUGAAGUUCCGUGUUGUGGCCCAGUCAAUGGUAGUUGUAACCCUUGGACUUGGAGUUGGCUAUUCCAUGAUUGACAAGUAUCUGCUACCAAAAUUUCAUUCUGCAGAAAGCAAAAAGGAAUGAUAUUGAAGAAUAGCUAGAAGAACUUUGAAAAUGCAAAUGAACUCAAAUUAACUUUUCUCACAUACCAUUACUGUAUACAUUUGAAUUUAUUUGAGUAAUGUUCUGUUCAAAGUGGAAUGUUUCGAUCGAUUAAUGGAAAACCGUGUGACGACACCAUCUCCUAGUAGUCUUAAACGAUUUUUACAUAUAAAGUUCAAAGUUGUAUAAAAAUAUUAGCUAAUUGUCAUUAAACGGCUUUCAAUGGCGUA